Molecule: messenger RNA, 1728 nt
Organism: Lachancea nothofagi CBS 11611
Lineage: Eukaryota; Fungi; Ascomycota; Saccharomycetes; Saccharomycetales; Saccharomycetaceae
Source: the annotation of a GenBank genome assembly
AUGAACUCUUCUCUAUUUAAGGGACUAACAUUCCUGAUUGUACCCUCACUAGAGCCCCCUAGAGUUCAGCACCUGACCCAACUAAUAGAGCUUCACGGUGGAAUAGUUGUAGAACAGUGUAUUGGCAAUACAUUUGUUCUGGUCAACGAAUCAUUUGUAGGGAAACAUGGAUUGAAUAAACUUGAGCUUUUCCACAGUGAGUGGGACUACGGCGAUGAUCUGUGGUUUGAACUUUUAUCGAAAGAGAACUUAUCCUGUUAUAAGCUAGGGUGGGUCAGUGAGUGCUUGAAGCGUAACGAACUAAUUGAAAGUCAAGAGUUCAGAGCGUCGCUUUCGGAGGAGCAUGACACUGUCGUUGAAAUCGGGAGUGAUUCAUCUGCAAAAGAUGCAGGAUCCAUUGCACAAGAAAGUUCAGACGAAGAAACCGACAUUGGGUCUCAAAAUCUGGAGGAGACUUAUCAAUGCACUGAAGCAGCAUCCAGUAGCGCGAAAUUGGAAGUAGUUUCUCGGAGCACUGAAGUACCAAGCAAUUCCAGAGAACUUGGCGCUGUACUGCCGACACAUCCACUUGAACGCUCAGUAGAAAAACACAACGCGGCUCUUAUUAUAGCACUUGAACAAUUAUCGAAAAAGUAUCGCCUUAAAGGUGAUACGUAUCGAGCCCGAGGCUAUCACCUAGCUCUUCAAUCCAUCGAGAAACAUGGACGCCCUAUUACUAGUGAGCAAGAAGCACUUUCACUACCUAAUGUUGGACCUAGCAUUGCUGGCAAGAUUCAAAUGAUUUUAGACGUUGGCACGUUGCCUGGACUUCACGAGGCAAAAAAGCAUGAGGAGCUCUUGGAUUAUUUCAUGCUUUGCCAUGGCGUAGGGGCUCACACUGCGCGAAAGUGGGUUGCCAAUGGAGUUCAAACGUUCAAAGAAGCUCUAACGGUAUUCCCCACCGAUUUAAAUUGGAAUGUUCUGUUUGGAUGGAGAUAUUACGAGGAAUGGUCAUUACGUAUUCCAAGAGAGGAAUGCGCUCAACAUUUGGCUUUGAUUGAACAAGUGCUCCAUGACGUGGAUAAGAGUGCACAUAUCGUGCUGACUGGAAGCUACAGACGUGGGGCGGAAACUUGUGGCGACAUUGACACUGUACUAUAUAAACCUGGUUGUGACGAUAUUAACAUUUUGUCUCGUAUUCUGGAAAGAACAAUCCUAAAAUUACGAGAAAUGGGCUAUAUCUUGUGCCCACUAAACCUAAAUCACAAUUUGGGACAAGCAUUCAAAUCAACAAUCGACGAGAUAACGUCGACAGUAGGACUUCGAGGUGAUUAUAUAUCGGGUCCAAAAGAGAUUCUUAAGAAAUUCUACUUCGGCGGCAGACUGCCGGUAAAUGUUAUCAAGAGCUCAACGGUUCUUGGCCAGGCAGCGAUCAAGCUCAAACCCGCUGAUCAGUUUAUGUCUCAGAAUUGCAACAGCAGGAAAUGCCGGCGAGUAGACGUUUUGCUGAGUAAAUGGAGUCAGCUAGGAGGCGUUAUGAUAUAUUUUACUGGUAACGAUGAUUUCAACAAAAGCCUGAGGAUCAGAGCUACUAAAAAAGGGUGGAAACUUACGAACAACGGACUCUACCAGUCCAAUAUUGACGCACAAGAUACACUCAUAGAAUCUUUUGACGAAAAAAGAAUAAUGGAGUUGCUCAAUGUAGCUUGGGUACCUCCAGAUCAACGCAACGUUGAAGGUUACAUUUGA